This is a messenger RNA of Ailuropoda melanoleuca (giant panda), 3058 nucleotides long. It is a transcript of the gene APBB1IP, whose product is annotated as amyloid beta precursor protein binding family B member 1 interacting protein. The record is from RefSeq and is a predicted model, not a curated record. Gene Ontology annotation, cellular component: cytosol; plasma membrane. The transcript is spliced from 14 exons. NCBI's taxonomy places the organism in Eukaryota, Metazoa, Chordata, Mammalia, Carnivora, Ursidae. Bases 125 to 2107 code for a protein of 660 amino acids. Gene Ontology annotation, biological process: signal transduction.
CGAGUCUGCGGACCUGAGCCCGGGUGGAGCCCAGUGUGCAGCUUCGCCUUCCCCGCCGCUGCGCCGCCGCCGGCCCGCGCCACCCCGCGCAGAGUCCCGGCCGAGUCCCCGCGGAACCGUCAAGAUGGGUGAAUCAAAUGAAGACAUAGACCAAAUGUUCAGCAAUUUGCUGGGAGAGAUGGAUCUUCUGACCCAGAGUUUAGGAGUUGACACUCUUCCUCCUCCUGACCCCAAACCGCCCAGAGCUGAAUUUAACUACAGUGUGGGUUUUAAAGAUUUAAAUGAGUCCUUAAAUGCACUGGAAGACCAAGAUUUAGAUGCUCUCAUGGCGGAUCUGGUAGCAGAUAUAAGCGAGGCUGAGCAGAGGACAAUCCAGGCACAGAAAGAAUCCUCUCAGAAUCAGCAUCAUGCAGCAUCCCUGGCAGUACCAGAUUUCAGCGGUGCAGUGGCUCUUGGUUAUGGAGCAAAUGUCACUGCAGUUAGUGUUAGCCAAUAUGAGGAUGACUUACCACCUCCACCAGCUGAUCCCAUGUUAGACCUUCCUCUGCCACCGCCACCUCCUGAACCUCUCUCUCAGGAAGAAGAAGCAGCCCAAGCCAAGGCUGAUAAAAUUAAGCUAGCACUGGAAAAACUGAAGGAGGCCAAGGUCAAGAAGCUUGUUGUCAAGGUGCACAUGAACGAUAACAGCACUAAGUCACUGAUGGUGGAUGAGCGGCAAUUGGCCCGAGAUGUUCUAGACAACCUUUUUGAGAAAACCCAUUGUGACUGCAACGUAGACUGGUGUCUUUAUGAAAUCUACACAGAACUGCAAAUUGAAAGGAUUUUUGAAGACCAUGAAAAUGUUGUUGAAGUCUUAUCAGACUGGACAAGAGACACAGAAAAUAAAGUGCUAUUUUUGGAGAAAGAGGAAAAAUAUGCUGUAUUUAAAAAUCCCCAGAAUUUUUACCUGGAUAACAAAGGAAAAAAAGAAGGAAAGGAAACAAAUGAGAAAAUGAAUGCUAAGAACAAGGAAUCCUUACUUGAGGAAAGUUUCUGUGGAACAUCCAUCAUUGUUCCAGAACUUGAAGGAGCUCUUUAUUUGAAAGAAGAUGGAAAGAAAUCCUGGAAACGGCGCUAUUUUCUUUUACGGGCUUCUGGAAUUUAUUAUGUACCCAAAGGAAAAACUAAGACAUCUCGAGAUCUGGCAUGUUUUAUACAGUUUGAAAAUGUCAACAUCUACUAUGGGAUUCAGUGUAAAAUGAAAUAUAAAGCACCCACUGACUACUGCUUUGUUUUAAAGCAUCCCCAAAUUCAGAAGGAGUCCCAGUAUAUCAAAUAUCUCUGCUGUGACGACGCGAGAACCCUAAACCAGUGGGUCAUGGGAAUAAGGAUUGCCAAGUACGGAAAGACUCUCUAUGAUAACUAUCAGCGAGCUAUGGAGAGGGCCGGGCUCGCCUCCCGGUGGUCAAACCUGGGCACUGUCAACGCGGCUCCGCCAGCCCCAUCUUCCACAGGACUUAAAACAGGUACCACCCAGGCCAAUGGUCAGAUUCCCCAGGCUGCACAUUCUGUAAGUGCUGUUCUCGAAGAAGCCCAGAAGCAUGCAGAAACAAUUAAGGACAAGAAGCCAGCCCUUGGUAACCACCACCUAGGAGCGCCCAGGGCCCCUCAGCUUCCCAAGUCCAGCCUGCCACCGCCCCCUCCCGUGCGACGCUCUUCGGACGUCUGCGGCAGCCCGGCGACAGUCCCCAGGGCCAAGGGCCUGAGCGGAGGCUUCCCUGCCCCGCCCGACGACUCCCUGCCGCCACCCCCGCCACCGCCGCCCCUGGACGACGAAGACCUGCCUCUGCCGCCCCCCGAUUUUAACGACGCGCCCCCGGACUUUGUGCCUCCCCCACCGCCGUCGUUUGCAGAGGCUGCGGGGUCUCCUUUACCGCCCCCUCCCCCGCCCCCACCUGCACCUGCACCGGAGGCCGCGAAGCCGCCCCCCGCUGGCGUUAAAAGAGCUCCAGUUCCCCCAAAGAGAAAAGAGAAUCCAGGACCGCCGGGCGGGGGAGGCAGUGGAGAGCAAGAUUUCAUGUCCGAUCUCAUGAAAGCUUUGCAAAAGAAAAGAGGCAACAUGUCCUAAGGGAAAUAGCUUCUUGGGAUGGGCAUAAGCAUUUCUAACCUCAAGUGCGUUUUUACUACUUUAUUUUCGUGACAUCUUGUUGAUUUUCGAUAAAAUAUUGACAUACUCAGACUAGAAAUGAUGUAAAACGUUUCACCGUAGCUCAAAUACAUUCAUAACCAUUAACCUAACACAGAAGUUAGAGUAUCUGCAUAAAUGUACAUAUCUUUCCUGCGUUUCCACUUACGUGAAUUCAUCUUUCCUUUCAAGGUAACUAAAAUGUUUUAUGUUCUUUUAUUUUAUUAUGUUCAGAAGCAUCACAUUAAUAAAAGUUAAUUUUUUUUUCUUGAAGAUGGUAUUUCUAAAAAUAUCAGUGUAUAUAAAUCUAUUGUGAUAUCGACACCAUGUUAUAAUACACUUGACCUUUUAAAAUAGCUUUGAAAGUCAUGGGCCCUUCCAAAGUGUUGUUAAUCCUCGAGGUAUUUUCCAUCUCCACCCCCAUGACCUUCAGAAUUUUCUGAAAAAUCGGAAAAGGAAAAAGGAAAAAACAGGAGAGGCAGAGUGAAUUCAGUUUCUUUGAGACUCAUGGCUUGAUUGAUGGAGGUCCUGGACAUACAGUGUUUUGGUUUUGGUUUUCCAAUGGCCAAAUAACAUAGUAAUGAAGAAAAGAGAUACGUAGAGUUUGGGGAUUCUCUGUUUAUUACAGUGCUGUAAGUAUCCUAUAAAUCAAAAUUUAGAGACAGGAAAAGGCAGUCAUUUAUAUUCUUUAACCUGGAAUGUUUUCUCUCAGAUAAAUUCGAUGCUCAAUUUUAAUAACCAGUGUAUCUUGAGUUCCUGUUACCCUAUCUCACUUCUCUUUCAAAUUGGCUUCUGGGAGUCCUUUUAGAUUUUAACUUUAUUUCCAUGGUUCUGUUUUAUUUUUCUUUUUAAUUCUGAAACACAUCAAAAUCUUUUUUUUUUUUUGAAGUUUAA